CACCAACGCCUACCCCAGAAACCCCCUGCAUUUUCAGUUUGUCCUCCUCUCCAUCUCGGCGACAGUUCCCUUCCACGAUUGCCAACUCGCCGCCUGCACCUCCAGCGCGAUAGUCACCAUGCGAUACAACCUUUCGCUCCAUCUGCAGCUACGAGCUGGACACAACCUCGACGCCUAUGACGAGUUUGUCUACACCCGGCGAAUCCUCCACCACAGCAUCCGCAAGGCUUUGCGGCAGCUCAUUUGUUUCGCCGACCAAGUCUCCACCGAGGAGGACAUCGCCAGCUUCCUCGAAUACCUGCACGCCUUUCUGGUGCACUACGUCGGGCAUACCCACUACGAGGAAACCGUCGAGUGGCCAGUGCUCCAGGCCUAUGUCGAUCUCAGCUUUGCCUACGAGAGCCAGACCAAGAUCCGCCAAACCGUGGCGCAACUCCUCCAAAUCGCUGGGGCUGGCACCUCGCUCUACAACCCCACCAAAGCAUACAAGUUGCUUCGCGAGCUCCGGCUGGCGAUCGAGCCCAUAAUGAUCCACGAAGAUACCGUCAUUCAGCCCGACGUGCUUCGGGACAACUUUAUGGUCGAAGAACUCAAUCGGAUCGACCCGCUGAGGCCCUUCUUUGACAAGAUGGCCUCGCCGCUCUCUUACCGCGGCAGCCCGCUGUCGUUCCUCUACCACACCAUCGACCGACGCUACCAGACUGACUGGUUCAAGCGCCGGUUCCCAUCCUGGCUCACGAACCUGGUCCUUCCUGUGGCCAUCCGCCGUGACGCAAAGAUCUGGGGCAAGCUUCUUCUGACCAUCCCGCCAAAGUCGGUCGUCUGAGUCUGUCCAAGCCUUCUCCCAUCCUUCUUCUUCCGGAGCAUGCUGCCUCCACACGGCUCUUGCCGGAUCUGGGCCGGCUGCUUCUCCCCAGCAUCAUCAGGUUUUCAGCCCCACUGGAGCCAUUCGUCAUCUUUCACU
Polychytrium aggregatum is the source of this 964-nucleotide messenger RNA. RefSeq lists its product as uncharacterized. The transcript is spliced from 3 exons. NCBI's taxonomy places the organism in Eukaryota, Fungi, Chytridiomycota, Chytridiomycetes, Polychytriales. The record is from RefSeq and is a predicted model, not a curated record. Bases 119 to 826 code for a protein of 235 amino acids.